Molecule: messenger RNA, 1504 nt
Organism: Tarenaya hassleriana
Lineage: Eukaryota; Viridiplantae; Streptophyta; Magnoliopsida; Brassicales; Cleomaceae
Product: B2 protein-like
Exons: 4
Coding region: 181-1224 (347 amino acids)
Biological process (GO): response to endoplasmic reticulum stress
Source: RefSeq, a predicted model, not a curated record
CUUUGUCUUCCCCCAUCUCCCACUUCUUCAGUACUAAACUCUCAAUUACUAAACAAAAAAACAAUCCACCGAAUUCUCUGCCACCCAGAUAGCAAACUCGUCUUUCCUCGAUUACCCAGAUCGCAAAAACUAUUUUUUCCGACUGCACAGGUCGCAGAAUCGUGCUUUUCUGCGUGAAAAAUGGAGAAUAACCAGCAAUCUUUCUGGCAGUUCAGCGACCAGUUGAGGUUGCAGACAUCGAACAUGGCCAAUCUAUCGCUCAACGACUCGAUCUGGAGCUCAAACUACGUCUCGAAACGCCCCGACCAACGUAGAAACUUCGACAUCACUGUCGGAGCCUCCGCUGAGAAGAAUCCUCUGAAAUCCGCAGACAUCAACUGGAAGGUCGAUCCCACUGCCAGAAACCUCAGCUUCGGUCCUGUCGGAUCAAAACCCGUCAACGAAGCGAAUCCGAUGGAUAAAUUCAAAGCAAAAGCCACCGAUUUCAAUGACAACCUCUUCAACGAGGUCUGGAAGUUUAAUCCUCCGAUCAACGAUUUGGCUUUCUGCCCGGCUGGUUCGAACUCGACCUUUGUGAACGGCGGAUUCAACAAGGGGAUAUACUCGUCUUCCAAAAUCUACGAUUACAGCGCGAAUCUGAAAGGGAACAGUAAGAACAAAGGGUUCGAUGAUGAACAUGGGACGAAGAGCGGGAAAAGGAGCAACAAGAAGAAUCAUAACAAGAACGAAGAUGGCGGUGGCGGCAAAGACAGCAAGAACAGCUCAGAGAAGAGAUUCAAGACUCUGCCUCCCGCAGAGGCUUUGCCCAGGAACGAAACGAUCGGUGGAUACAUAUUCGUUUGCAAUAACGAAACCAUGGAAGAAAAUCUCAAACGACAGCUUUUCGGAUUGCCGCCGCGAUACAGGGACUCGGUUCGGGCGAUAACACCGGGACUUCCUCUCUUCCUUUACAACUACUCCACUCACCAACUCCACGGAAUUUACGAGGCGGCGAGCUUCGGAGGAACCAACAUCGAUCCGAAAGCAUGGGAAGACAAGAAAUGCCCGGGCGAAUCUCGAUUCCCGGCCCAGGUGAGGGCAAUAAGGAGGAAAGCGUGCGAGGCGCUGGAGGAAGACUCCUUCAGGCCGAUACUGCACCACUACGACGGUCCCAAAUUCCGACUCGAACUCAGCGUUCCCGAGGCCCUUUCGUUGUUGGACGUUUUUUCUGAGCAAAACCCUUAAACCUACAAAGAAGAAGAAGAAGAAACAGUUAUUUUUUGGACAAAUAUAUAUCAAAAGAGCAUAGAGAUAUGAGUAUAAUUAAAAAACCCCUCCCUCUUUUUUUUUUUUUUUUGAUAAUGUAAUUUUUUCAGAUGUUCCCUGAGGAUAUGGGGAAAAUAUCCUCCUCUUUUUAUUUCUUUCUUUUUUAUAAAAAAAAUGUGUGGUGUGUAAAUUAAAUAAAAGUUUCAUAGAAACAAAAAGGAAAUGCGGAUGAAGCCCUCUUUAUUUUUUCACACUAUUA